ACCAGUACACUCGAAUUAACUUCAGCCGGGAAUCGUAACAUUUAAAACAAAAUAACUUUCAAAAAGCAGUUAAAUCUUUAUCCAAGAAGUACUUUUCGGUAUUAUCAAUGAAGCAUCCGCGCUUGUACGUUGAAAAUUAUUGGAGAUGAAAAUAGACGUCGCGGUGCGAACGCGUAAUAUAUUUCAGUUUUACGUAUGAUGGCGCCGUGAGCGUCUCACGCUCCGGCCAUGGUGAGCCACAGAUGGACGUUCGCUCUUAUUUCAAUCGGAAUUCUUACACUAGUGUCAGUUAGUGCGUUCCGGGUGCGACUCGCCUAUGAAAGUAAGCCCGAUUCCAAAAAACAAUGCGAUACAUGUGAUGUGAAUGAUGUUAACCUUGGUCAAAAACAAAGUAAACUCAGUAGUAAGCGUAUGUUUGAAGAUUUAAAAAAACUAGUGAAAGAGAAAUUUAAAACAGAUUUGGAUAGUAAAUUAAUUGAUGGUAAAGAAAGUGACGAGGACGACGAUGAUUUUAGUACUUUAAAGAAAAACAUACUUAGUGAUGGUAAAAGUAAGUUGAGUACAAAAAUCAAAACACGAAUUGACGACGAUGACGAAGAUAAUGAUGAUGAAGACGAUGAAUAUGAUAGGAAAUCCGAUAAAUUUAGUACUAAAAAUGUUAAGAAAAAAACAGUGCAGAGUGAUAAUUUGAAUUUAGGUUCCAAGCAUAGUAAAAAUCUCAAAAGUGAGAAACAUUCUAUUGAUAAAGACGAUAACAACGAUGACAACGACAAAGACGAUAGUGAUGACGAUGUAAGCGUCAUGGACGAAAGUGAUGAUGAACUUCAAGACGAUAUCGAUGUAGCUGAUAAAAAAGAAAAAAUACAGGAAACAAAAAUUACUAAACCUAUACCAGAACCUAAAACUUCUCCAAUCAAGAAGCCUGUUGAUAAACAACCAGUAGAACUAAAACAGCCAAAAGUAAAAGUAGAUGAGAAAAUUUUAGAAAACUUGAAGGUUGUUAAGAACAAAGGUAUCAAAGAAGAAAAAGAAGAUGCGAAAAAAGGAGUUUCUAGGGAAGUACUAAAAGAACCAAAGACAAUUAUAAUAAGUAAAGAGAAAUCAUCGAAAACCGAGUCAGUUAAGGAAGAGUCAAAUGUAAAAUCAGAAGAUGGUCUAGAAAAAAUAAAAGUAAAAUCACAUAUAGAAGGUGGGAAACUUCAAAGUCACAUAAUUUCCAAAGAACCUCUUCCACAAUCUAAAACAGUUGACGAUGCUAAAGUCGAAAAAGUUCUUAAAAAAGAAUCUAAAGGCGACUCGAGACAAAUCCUUAAAGAAGAUGUUGCAAAGGAAAAAAAAGAAAAGAAGGAUAGUCAAAUAAAGCCGUUUACUGAUGCAUUGCAGAGAAAAAUUUUACUUCAAAGCGAAUUCGAGGAUUUUUAUGCAUUUUUUCCAACGUUUGCACCGAAUUUUUCACGCGUACAUAAUCCGGAGUGUCGGCGACAUGGACAAAUAUUGCUGAGGCAGUUACGUGGGACAAAACUUUGGGCUUUAAAUAUGCUCGAUGCAACAGCGAAAAUUCCCUCGGCGAUGCUCCAAGGUAAUGGAAUCCAGCUUGGCGACUUUGACCAGUGUUUGGAAAGCCGGGCUCGAGUGCAGUUGGAAACUGGGAGCAUCGUCAAAGUUCAGGGAAAAUAUUGCUUGGCAGUAAUGGAUGUUAAGGCUGAGCAUCCAACUUUAGAGGUCCCAGUGGACCUUUUGCAAGGCAGAAAUCUUAUUAAGAGCAGGGUCGAUGAUCCAGGUCACUUUGUACCAAGGUUCUCAACGUUGAGCUGGGGCUUAUGUGUUCCAUCACCGUGUAACGCUGAUGAUGCAGAAAUCAUCAUCAAAGACGCUAUUAAGCACUAUCAUAAAUUGGGAAUUUCAAUACGUGUACAAGUGGAUGAAAAUGACUGUCAUGUAGAUAAGAAGGGGGAUUGGUGGGAUGAAUGGAUAGAAGUACCAACGCUUUUGACACUAUCUUUUUACGGUGUAAUUCUUCUGAUUGUAACGUAUGCGACAAUCCAAGAUCUAUUAGGUGAUAGAAAUGGACAGGACGAGGGCAGAGGUGAAGAUGAUGAAAAACCACAAGAUGUCGUAACGGCUAAGAAAUCAGAUGGAUUCAUAAACGCGUUCUCCCUAACGCGCACUAUGAAGAAGCUGGUGGCCCCGGCGGGGUCCGACGAGAUUCCAUGUAUUCACGGAGUGAGGGCCGCCGCUACUAUCGCUCUUAUAGCAGCCCAUAAGUUCCUACCCGUUGCGCAUAUGCCGUACACUAACCGAGUUAAAAUUGCUGAGAUGGUGUCAUCCCCACUAUGGUCGUGGUACCGAGUGGGCUGGGUGUUCACGGACUGUUUUCUCCUACUGAGCGGGACUCUCACCGCGUACCGAACAUCCACUAAGACUAGCGCUUUUAAUAAAUUGGCCUCGAGGUACCUGAGGUUGACCCCAGCUCUAUUGGCUAUACUCUGGUUCUAUGCAUACAUUUGGGACCACAUUUCGAUGGGACCGCGAUGGGGAAGCCUCGUAACGAAGAAUGCGCAAAUAUGCCAAGACGGCUGGUGGUGGAAUAUGUUUUAUCUGCAGAAUUACUUCGGUCUCGAAAAUAUGUGUGCCCCACAAACACACCAGCUAGCGCUGGACAUGCAGCUGUCGUUCCUCGGCAGUGUUCUAGUGUGGGCGAUACAGGCAGAAGUGACGGGCGCGAGACUGGCCAUGCCUUGCAUACAUUUGUAUGCAGCUUACUCGAGAUACACCAUGUUCAAGGACCAUCGGCUCACUAUGAUCGCUUAUCAUGGAGUUAGCGUGAAACAGCUGUACCGCACCGGGCUAAUGAGCUACACGUCCAUCUUCCAUCGGAGCACUUCGUAUUUGAUCGGGAUCAGCUUGGGUUUGGCCCUCAGGAACCCCGCACGGCAUAAUAAGCUCAUCACCAUAAUCGGUUGGGUGAUCAGCACCAGCCUGUGGGGGGUCGUGCUAUGGGCGGGUUACGACAGUGGCUCCUUCACCUACCAGUAUAACGCGACCUUCGCGGCUCAGUAUGCGGCGCUCGUGCCGUUCGCGAGCGCGCUGGCCUUCGCGUGGCUGGUGUAUGCUGCACAUAAUGGGUAUAGCGAAACCCUGUCUAGUGUACUAUGCAGCCGACCGCUUCUUUUAAUCAGUCGAUUAUCUUACGCUCUCUAUUUAACCCAGUUUAUCGUAUUUCUGACAAACGCAGCUACGGUCAAGACAUCAAGGGAAUUUAAUCUUCUAACUGUAUUCGAGUUGCAAGAAAUCGUUGUGAUAUUUCUAUCAGCAAUCGUUCUCACCCUCACACUGGUUAUUCCGAUGCAAUCACUCCCCAAUGUGUUCUUCAAAGAAGGCAAACAAGAAGAUCAGGGGAAUUCAGAAACAGAUGCCAAUAAUGAAACAACUAACGAUGUAACACAUGAGAAGCCUCAAGUAGCAGAAGAGAGAAGAGAAGAACCAGCAAAAAGAAGGUCAUUAGUUGCUCAUAGAGAAUUGCUCGAAGAAAUACCCGAAGUUGAAGUCGAGUAUGAGAUACAAAGAGAAAGAAGUCUAGAAGAAAUUUUGGAAGAGGAGGAUGAUAAUUUAGAAGAGGAAGAUGACAGGAUGGAAGAUGAUUUAGAGAUCAUUGAAGAGGAGCAAGGUGAGGAAGAUUGGGAAGGAGAGGAGUUGGGUGGGACCGGAGAGGAGUUGAGAGGGAAUGAUCGAGAACUCGACGAGUGGGAGUGGGCGAACGGGAACCGAAGUGGUGCUCAAUAUUAUCGCUACAGCAGAUAGCUGAAAUGUGAAUAAAAUUCAUUAAAAUA
This is a messenger RNA of Zerene cesonia (dogface butterfly), 3830 nucleotides long. RefSeq names its product nose resistant to fluoxetine protein 6-like. The transcript is spliced from 12 exons. NCBI's taxonomy places the organism in Eukaryota, Metazoa, Arthropoda, Insecta, Lepidoptera, Pieridae. Bases 229 to 3801 code for a protein of 1190 amino acids. The record is from RefSeq and is a predicted model, not a curated record.